This is a messenger RNA of Budorcas taxicolor (takin), 2727 nucleotides long. It is a transcript of the gene GRIK2, whose product is annotated as glutamate ionotropic receptor kainate type subunit 2. Gene Ontology annotation, cellular component: kainate selective glutamate receptor complex; presynaptic membrane; plasma membrane. Lineage: Eukaryota; Metazoa; Chordata; Mammalia; Artiodactyla; Bovidae. The transcript has 16 exons. Gene Ontology annotation, molecular function: kainate selective glutamate receptor activity; transmitter-gated monoatomic ion channel activity involved in regulation of postsynaptic membrane potential. Gene Ontology annotation, biological process: modulation of chemical synaptic transmission; synaptic transmission, glutamatergic; monoatomic ion transport. The coding region runs from base 1 to 2727 and encodes 908 amino acids. The record is from RefSeq and is a predicted model, not a curated record.
AUGAAGAUUAUUUCCCCGGUUCUAAGUAAUCCAGUCUUCAGGCACACCAUUAAACUCCUGCUCUGCUUACUGUGGAUUGGAUAUUCUCAAGGAACCACACAUGUAUUAAGAUUUGGUGGUAUUUUUGAAUAUGUGGAAUCUGGCCCAAUGGGAGCUGAGGAACUUGCAUUCAGAUUUGCUGUGAACACAAUCAACAGAAACAGAACCUUGUUGCCCAAUACCACUCUUACCUAUGACACCCAGAAGAUAAACCUCUAUGACAGUUUUGAAGCAUCCAAGAAAGCCUGUGAUCAGCUGUCUCUUGGGGUGGCUGCCAUCUUCGGGCCUUCGCACAGCUCUUCAGCAAAUGCAGUUCAGUCUAUCUGCAAUGCUCUGGGGGUUCCCCACAUCCAGACCCGCUGGAAGCACCAGGUGUCAGACAACAAAGAUUCCUUCUAUGUCAGUCUCUACCCAGACUUCUCUUCACUCAGCCGUGCCAUUUUGGACUUGGUGCAGUUCUUCAAGUGGAAAACUGUCACAGUUGUCUAUGAUGACAGCACUGGUCUCAUUCGCUUGCAGGAGCUCAUCAAAGCUCCAUCAAGGUACAAUCUUCGACUUAAGAUCCGUCAACUACCUGCUGAUACAAAGGAUGCAAAACCCUUACUGAAAGAGAUGAAAAGAGGCAAGGAAUUCCAUGUCAUCUUUGACUGUAGCCAUGAAAUGGCAGCAGGCAUUUUGAAACAGGCAUUAGCUAUGGGAAUGAUGACAGAAUACUACCAUUAUAUCUUUACCACACUGGACCUCUUUGCUCUUGAUGUGGAACCCUAUCGAUACAGUGGUGUUAACAUGACAGGGUUCAGAAUAUUAAAUACAGAAAAUACACAAGUCUCCUCCAUCAUUGAAAAGUGGUCUAUGGAACGGUUGCAGGCACCUCCAAAACCCGAUUCAGGUUUGCUGGAUGGAUUUAUGACGACUGAUGCUGCUCUCAUGUAUGACGCUGUGCACGUGGUGUCUGUGGGUGUCCAGCAGUUUCCCCAGAUGACAGUCAGCUCCCUACAGUGCAAUCGACACAAACCCUGGCGCUUUGGGACCCGCUUCAUGAGCCUAAUUAAAGAGGCACAUUGGGAAGGCCUCACAGGCAGAAUAACUUUCAACAAAACCAAUGGCUUGCGAACAGAUUUUGAUUUGGAUGUGAUCAGCCUCAAGGAAGAAGGUCUGGAAAAGAUUGGAACUUGGGAUCCAGCCAGUGGCCUGAAUAUGACAGAAAGUCAAAAGGGAAAGCCAGCCAACAUCACCGAUUCCUUAUCCAAUCGUUCUUUGAUUGUUACCACCAUUUUGGAGGAACCCUAUGUUCUGUUUAAAAAGUCUGACAAACCUCUUUAUGGAAAUGAUCGAUUUGAGGGCUAUUGCAUUGACCUCCUCAGAGAGCUAUCUACAAUCCUUGGCUUUACAUAUGAAAUUAGACUUGUGGAGGAUGGGAAAUACGGAGCCCAGGAUGAUGCCAAUGGACAAUGGAAUGGAAUGGUCCGUGAACUAAUUGAUCAUAAAGCUGACCUUGCAGUUGCUCCACUGGCUAUUACCUACGUUCGAGAGAAGGUCAUCGACUUUUCCAAGCCCUUUAUGACACUUGGAAUAAGUAUUUUGUACCGCAAGCCCAAUGGUACAAACCCAGGCGUCUUCUCCUUCCUGAAUCCUCUCUCCCCUGAUAUCUGGAUGUAUAUUCUGCUGGCUUACUUGGGUGUCAGUUGUGUGCUCUUUGUCAUAGCCAGGUUUAGUCCCUAUGAGUGGUAUAACCCACACCCUUGCAACCCUGACUCAGACGUGGUGGAAAACAAUUUCACCUUGCUAAAUAGUUUCUGGUUUGGAGUUGGAGCUCUCAUGCAGCAAGGUUCUGAGCUCAUGCCCAAAGCGCUCUCCACCAGGAUAGUGGGAGGCAUUUGGUGGUUUUUCACACUUAUCAUCAUUUCUUCGUAUACUGCUAACUUAGCCGCCUUUCUGACAGUGGAGCGCAUGGAAUCCCCUAUUGACUCUGCUGAUGAUUUAGCUAAACAAACCAAGAUAGAGUAUGGAGCAGUAGAGGAUGGUGCAACCAUGACCUUUUUCAAGAAAUCAAAAAUCUCCACAUAUGACAAAAUGUGGGCCUUUAUGAGUAGCAGGAGGCAGUCUGUGCUCGUCAAAAGUAAUGAAGAAGGAAUCCAGAGAGUCCUCACCUCUGAUUAUGCUUUCCUAAUGGAGUCAACGACCAUCGAGUUUGUCACCCAGCGGAACUGUAACCUGACACAGAUUGGUGGCCUCAUAGACUCCAAAGGUUAUGGCGUUGGCACCCCCAUGGGUUCUCCAUAUAGAGACAAAAUCACCAUAGCAAUUCUUCAGCUGCAAGAGGAAGGCAAGCUGCACAUGAUGAAGGAGAAGUGGUGGAGGGGCAAUGGGUGUCCAGAGGAGGAGAGCAAGGAGGCCAGUGCCCUGGGGGUUCAAAAUAUUGGUGGCAUCUUCAUUGUUCUGGCAGCCGGCUUGGUGCUCUCUGUUUUUGUGGCAGUGGGAGAGUUUUUAUACAAAUCCAAAAAAAACGCUCAGUUGGAAAAGAGGUCCUUCUGUAGCGCCAUGGUAGAGGAACUGAGGAUGUCCCUGAAGUGCCAGCGUCGGUUAAAACACAAGCCACAGGCCCCAGUUAUUGUGAAAACAGAAGAAGUUAUCAACAUGCACACAUUUAACGACAGACGGUUGCCAGGUAAAGAAACCAUGGCAUAA